Molecule: messenger RNA, 2376 nt
Organism: Striga asiatica
Lineage: Eukaryota; Viridiplantae; Streptophyta; Magnoliopsida; Lamiales; Orobanchaceae
Source: the annotation of a GenBank genome assembly
GGUGUGAAAAAAACAAAGACAGAGGUUUCAAGCAAACAGGGGAAGGAGAUAGAGAGACAUUCAGCACUCUCCAUCUCUUUUCCUUUUGAAUAAGUCUUGAUCAGAAUAGAAACAAAAAAAAAAAAAGUUAAAACAGAUAAUAUGGCUUCAGAUCUUGAAGAGAUCAAGAAUGAGACAGUCGAUCUCGAGAACAUUCCAAUCGAGGAAGUUUUCACGGCUUUGAAAUGUUCGAGAGAAGGGCUGACGAGCGAUGAAGGUAACAAAAGGCUCGAGAUCUUCGGGCCCAACAAGCUCGAGGAGAAAAAGGAGAGCAAAUUCCUCAAGUUCCUCGGCUUCAUGUGGAACCCUCUCUCGUGGGUCAUGGAGUCCGCCGCUAUCAUGGCCAUCGUCUUGGCUAAUGGCGGGGGAAAGCCUCCGGACUGGCAGGACUUUGUCGGCAUAGUCGUGUUGCUCAUCAUCAACUCGACUAUAAGCUUCAUCGAGGAAAACAACGCCGGAAAUGCCGCGGCCGCUCUCAUGGCCGGCCUUGCCCCCAAGACCAAGGUUCUGAGGGACGGCAAGUGGUCCGAGCAAGAGGCUUCGAUCCUUGUCCCGGGUGACUUGAUCAGCGUGAAGCUCGGUGACAUCAUCCCGGCCGAUGCUCGUCUACUCGAAGGCGAUCCUCUGAAGAUCGACCAAUCGGCUCUCACAGGCGAGUCUCUUCCCGUCACUAAGCAUCCGGGCCAAGGAGUCUACUCGGGCUCGACUUGCAAGCAGGGCGAAAUCGAGGCUGUUGUUAUUGCAACUGGUGUUCACACGUUCUUCGGCAAGGCCGCUCAUCUUGUCGAUAGCACCAAUAACGUCGGCCACUUCCAACAGGUUUUGACUGCAAUCGGUAACUUCUGCAUAUGCUCGAUUGCGGUUGGUAUGGUGAUCGAGAUACUUGUAAUGUACCCGAUUCAGAAGAGGAACUACAGGCAAGGGAUUGAUAACUUGCUCGUGUUGCUUAUUGGUGGAAUCCCGAUUGCCAUGCCCACGGUUCUUUCGGUCACAAUGGCAAUCGGGUCCCACAGGCUGUCUCAGCAAGGUGCCAUCACGAAGAGGAUGACGGCCAUUGAGGAGAUGGCUGGCAUGGAUGUGCUCUGCAGCGACAAAACCGGAACACUUACGCUCAACAAGUUGACGGUCGAUAAGACAUUGAUCGAGGUUUUCCCAAAGAACAUUGAUAAGGAUGCUGUGGUUUUGUUCGCAGCCAGAGCUUCGAGAAUUGAAAAUCAGGACGCGAUUGAUGCUUCCAUUGUCAACAUGCUUGGUGAUCCCAAGGAGGCAAGAGCCGGAAUUAAAGAGGUGCAUUUCCUGCCAUUCAAUCCGGUGGACAAGCGCACGGCUAUCACAUACAUCGACAAUGACGGGGACUGGCAUAGGUGCAGCAAGGGUGCUCCCGAGCAAAUCAUCGAACUCUGUCUCCUCAAAGGUGAAGACCUGAAGAAGGCCCACGCCGUCAUCGACAACUUCGCCAACCGCGGCCUCCGAUCCCUCGGCAUUGCCAGACAGACCGUGAAUGAGAAGACGAAGGAAAGCGCAGGCGAGCCAUGGGAGUUCGUUGGCCUUCUGCCACUCUUCGACCCGCCAAGACAUGACAGUGCCGAGACCAUUAGCAAGGCCCUCGAUCUUGGCGUCAACGUGAAGAUGAUCACCGGCGACCAGCUGGCGAUCGGAAUCGAGACUGGCCGACGACUCGGAAUGGGCACCAACAUGUACCCUUCAUCCGCCCUUCUCGGCCAGAACAAAGACGAGUCUAUUGCCUCCAUUCCCAUCGACGAACUCAUCGAGAAAGCCGAUGGCUUCGCUGGAGUCUUCCCUGAGCACAAAUACGAGAUCGUGAAGAAACUCCAAGAGAGGAAGCACAUUUGUGGGAUGACUGGUGACGGUGUGAACGAUGCUCCGGCAUUGAAAAAGGCUGACAUCGGAAUUGCGGUGGCCGACGCUACAGAUGCCGCGAGGAGUGCUUCAGACAUUGUUCUAACCGAGCCAGGAUUGAGCGUGAUCGUGAGUGCUGUCCUGACUAGUCGAGCCAUUUUUCAAAGGAUGAAGAACUACACGAUCUAUGCUGUCUCGAUCACGAUCCGUAUAGUGAUGGGAUUCUUGCUCAUUGCACUUAUCUGGAAGUUCGACUUUUCGCCUUUCAUGGUCCUCAUUAUUGCCAUCCUCAACGACGGUACCAUCAUGACCAUUUCAAAGGAUAGAGUGAAGCCUUCGCCAGUGCCGGACUCGUGGAAGCUCAAGGAGAUUUUCGCCACAGGGGUUGUACUCGGAACUUACAUGGCACUCAUGACCGUCAUUUUCUUCUACCUUGCAGCCGAUACCGACUUCUUCUCCGUAAGUUUUUCUUUUUAG